CUAUGCAAUUUCAGAACCCUUAACCUCUCUAGGGUUUCGAUCUCAGAUCCACCACCCCUACACUCGUCGGCCUCUCUCCGAAAUGGAGGGGUUAAGGCAACUGGAGGCUUUGUGUGAGAGGCUGUACAAUUCGCAGGACUCGGUGGAACGAGCACACGCCGAAAACACUCUGAAAUGCUUUUCUGUCAACAUUGAGUACAUUUCGCAGUGCCAGUACAUUCUCGACAAUGCCAUGACGCCGUAUGCUCUGAUGCUCGCUAGCUCUAGUUUGUUGAAGCAAGUCACCGAUCACAGCCUCGCCCUGCAGCUUCGUCUCGACAUCAGGAGCUACCUUGUUAACUAUCUGGCCACUAGAGGACCUGAGCUGCAGCCGUUUGUUACUGCUUCCUUAGUACAACUCUUAUGCCGUCUCACCAAGUUUGGGUGGUUUGAUGAUGACAGAUUCAAGGAUGUGGUUAAAGAGUCCAUGAACUUCUUGAACCAGGCCACUUCUGAUCACUAUGCUAUUGGUCUGAAGAUAUUAAAUCAACUCAUCUCUGAGAUGAAUCAGCCUAAUCCAGGAUUGCCAUCAACGCAUCAUCGAAGAGUUGCCUGCAACUUCAGGGAUCAGUCACUUUUUCAAAUUUUCCAAAUUUCUCUAACUUCUUUGCGUCAACUGGAAAACAAUGUUGAAAGUCGAUUGCGGGAGUUGGCUCUUUCUCUUUCUCUGAAAUGUUUAUCUUUUGACUUUGUUGGGACAUCAGUUGAUGAAAGUUCAGAAGAAUUUGGUACUGUUCAGAUCCCAACGUCUUGGAGGUCAGUUUUGGAGGAUCCUUCAACUCUACAAGUCUUUUUCGAUUACUAUACCAUUACAAAAGCCCCUCUGUCAAAGGAGGCACUGGAGUGCUUGGUGCGACUGGCUUCUGUUAGACGAUCUUUGUUUACAAAUGAUGCUGCUCGUUCAAAGUUUUUGGCCCAUUUGAUGACGGGAACCAAAGAAAUUCUACAAACAGGGCAAGGUCUUGCUGAUCAUGAUAAUUACCAUGAGUUUUGCCGUCUUCUUGGACGUUUCCGAGUUAAUUAUCAGUUGUCAGAGCUUGUCAAUGUGGAAGGUUAUAGUGACUGGAUCCGAUUAGUAGCAGAGUUCACACUAAAGUCAUUGCAAUCCUGGAAGUGGGCCAGCAGCAGUGUAUAUUACCUUUUAGGACUGUGGUCUAGAUUGGUGACAUCUGUACCAUACUUGAAAGGUGAGGCACCCAGCUUGCUUGAAGAAUUUGUGCCUAAGAUUGCAGAAAGUUUCAUCACAUCAAGAUUUAACUCUGUUCAGGAUGGGUCUUCAGAUGAUCUUUCUGAAAACCCACUGGACAAUGUUGAACUUCUUCAGGAUCAGUUAGAUUGCUUCCCUUACCUCUGCAGAUUCCAGUAUGAAAGCAGUAGUUUAUUCAUAAUAAACACUGUGGAACCCAUUUUACAAGUAUACACGGAAAGAGCUCGCAUGCAGCCCAGUGAAAUCAGUGAUCUCUCUGUUAUUGAAGCCAAACUUGCUUGGAUUGUUCAUAUAGUUGCUGCUAUUCUUAAGACAAAACAAUGUACUGGCUGUAGUGCUGAGUCACAAGAACUAUUUGAUGCGGAACUCUCAGCUCGUAUCUUGCAAUUAAUUAAUGUUACUGACAGUGGGGUACACAGCCAGAGAUAUGGUGAGAUAAGCAAGCAACGACUUGACCGUGCAAUUCUUACUUUUUUCCAACAUUUUCGGAAAUCUUAUGUUGGUGAUCAGGCCAUGCACUCUUCGAAGCAGUUGUAUGCGCGCCUUUCUGAACUUCUUGGCCUUCAUGAUCAUCUUUUGAUGUUGAAUGCAAUUGUUGGAAAGAUUGCUACAAACCUAAAAUGUUACACUGAGAGUGAGGAGGUCAUUGGUCACACCUUGAGUUUGUUCUUGGAGCUGGCUUCUGGAUACAUGACUGGCAAGCUGCUUUUGAAGUUGGAUACUGUUAAAUUUAUAGUGUCCAAUCAUACUAGGGAGCACUUCCCCUUUCUAGAAGAAUAUAGAUGUUCUCGUAGUAGAACAACUUUCUAUUUCACAAUUGGCUGGUUAAUAUUCAUGGAAGACAGCCCUGUGAAGUUUAAAUCUUCAAUGGAUCCACUUUUGCAAGUUUUUAUCAAUCUGGAAUCAACUCCAGAUGCAAUGUUUCGCACUGAUAAUGUGAAGUAUGCAUUAAUCGGGCUGAUGAGGGAUCUUCGAGGAAUUGCUAUGGCCACAAACAGUCGCAGAACGUUUGGACUUUUAUUUGAUUGGCUGUAUCCUGCACACAUGCCACUUCUAUUGAAGGGCAUCUUGCACUGGUUUGACACACCAGAGGUUACUACACCUUUGUUGAAAUUCAUGGCUGAGUUUGUACAGAACAAAGCCCAGCGGUUGACUUUUGACUCAUCAUCUCCUAAUGGCAUACUUCUUUUCCGAGAAGUGAGUAAACUGAUUGUUGCAUAUGGGUCAAGGAUUUUGUCUCUUCCAAACGUGGCUGAUAUAUAUGCCUUCAAAUACAAGGGAAUAUGGAUAUCUUUGACUAUUCUCACGAAAGCUCUUGCUGGAAACUAUGUCAACUUUGGGGUGUUUGAGCUGUAUGGUGAUAGAGCACUUUCGGAUGUUCUUGAUAUUGCACUGAAGUUGGCAUUGUCAAUUCCUUUGGCCGACAUAUUGGCAUUCCGGAAGCUGACAAGAGCCUACUUUGCGUUUUUAGAGGUCUUAUUCAACAGCCACAUAGUUUACAUACUGAAUAUGGAUACCAGUACUUUUAUGCAUAUUGUCGGAUCUCUUGAAUCUGGCCUCAAAGGUCUUGAUACAAGUAUCUCAUCACAGUGUGCGUCCUCUGUUGAUAAUUUGGCUGCGUUUUAUUUUAACAACAUUACCAUGGGCGAGGCACCUACAUUACCUACUGCAGUAAAUCUUGCUCGUCAUAUUGCGGACUGCCCCAAUUUGUUUCCAGAAAUACUGAAGACUUUGUUUGAGAUUGUUUUGUUCGAGGACUGUGGAAACCAGUGGAGUCUUAGCAGACCAAUGCUGAGCUUAAUUCUAAUUAGUGAACAGAUAUUCUCUGAUUUGAAAGUACGGAUCAUGGCUUCUCAGCCAGCGGAUCAUCACCAGCGGCUUUCCCUGUGUUUUGACAAACUUAUGGCAGAUGUUACUAGGAGCUUGGAUUCAAAGAACAGGGACAAGUUCACCCAAAACCUCACUGUAUUUAGGAAUGAGUUUCGUGUGAAAUAACUCGAGCAUUUCAGAAUAUCAUCUGUACCUGCAAACGAUGUUAAGAGUAAUAUAAUGUUGCAUGCUUCCCUAGUUGUAAACAUGGAAUAUCUGGUAAUCGGAGCAGGCUUCUCUAGUUUGAAGUGGGACUCUGGUGAGAGACAAAGGGAGGCCAAAUUUUUGAAGUUCAUGGAUUUAUGGAGCUUGAAGGUGCACUGUGAAUUUUGUGGUGGUUGUAUACUUUUGACUGUAGCUGAAGGGGGGAAGAUGCUAAGAUUUGGAGUCCUGGUGGUUUGUAGAUGAUAGUGGUGGGUUUGGCAUGUAGUCGGAAAGGCGAGUACUAAUAUUAGUGGAUCAUUCUUUUAGACCAAAUGUGUACAUCUCCUCCAGUUUGUGUUUAGGAAUGGGAAACUAGUUGAUCUCCUGUACAUUAACCUCUACAUAUUCUUUGUAUUUGUUGAUAAUAGGAAGAAAAAGAAAGGGACUUAAUU
Molecule: messenger RNA, 3711 nt
Organism: Argentina anserina (silverweed cinquefoil)
Lineage: Eukaryota; Viridiplantae; Streptophyta; Magnoliopsida; Rosales; Rosaceae
Exons: 29
Coding region: 83-3241 (1052 amino acids)
Biological process (GO): protein export from nucleus
Cellular component (GO): nuclear pore; cytoplasm
Molecular function (GO): nuclear export signal receptor activity; small GTPase binding
Source: RefSeq, a predicted model, not a curated record